AUGGUCGGUUGCACGCCUUCGACCGCCGCCGUUGCGCGACGAAGGAGCAGCGUUAGGACACGCACGCGACGAAGAAGUUUCCCCGACGACGACAUCAAAACUCUUUCUUCUGUCGACACGAACGCGACCGCCACGGAAGAAGAAGAAGAAGAAGAAGACAAAGAAGAACACAGUUUGAACAACAAGACGUCGAGGCGAGCUUUUUUUGAAGCGUCCGUUGUAUCGUCCUCAGCUUUGGCCUUCGUGCUCUCGUCGACGACGUCUUUGUUCACUUUCCCUCCCUCAGCCUUUGCGAUUGGCUUUCAGAAAGAGUUGAAGCCGAAACGCGCGUCGCUGAGCGAUUUGAAUUUACAAACGUCCAUACCGUUUCAGUUUCGGGGCGAGGAACAUGCGGGCGUUCAGUUUGGAGAUUCAAGAGUGGGAGACGGGAAAGAGAUAAAGUCCGGGUCUUUGGCGACCAUUCACUUUGACGUGAAAUUGAGAGGUUUGACCGUCCUCUCGACGAGGACGGCGAGAACGCUAGGCGGGAACAGGACGGUAUCGGAACCGAUGCAGUUCUCGUACGGGAAGUUGCCGACGGAGUACUCGAAGGCUUUGAAGAGGAAAACGGUAAACGGUAUCGGUGCAGAGGUGAGGAUUGAUCCGGAACUUGGGGAGUUGUAUGUGGUGAAAGUGUCGCCGGACGGGCCGGCGGCGAAGGCUGGAUUUAAAGCGAACGACGUGAUUUUAGAGAUUGAUGGGACGAAAGAUUUGGCGAACUUACCAAUUCAAGAAAUUGGAGCGUUGUUGUUGGGACCAGUGGAGACUACCGUGGACGUGACGGUACAAAAAGGUGGUUCGCGCGCGGGACCGAACUCGCCGGUGGAAAAGUACACGUUAACGAGAGAAGCGACGAUGAUCGUGCCUAAAAAACAAACCGCGAACGCAAACGUCGAAGGCGGUGGGGGGUUAUUUAAUGGCGAGACUGGACCGGCGAUACCGCCGGUGGUGUACGUUCCGGGUGCUUUAGAAGGUAUGAAAGUUGGCGGUCGCAGAAUUAUCAAAACGCCGGCGGAUUUAGGCUACGCCGACCAAGGCGAAGGCGAGAUUCCUCCCGGGAGCGAGAUUAUCGUCGAGGUCGAGUUAUUAGACGUGAAAGAUGCCGCGUGA
This is a messenger RNA of Bathycoccus prasinos, 1149 nucleotides long. RefSeq lists its product with no specific name. The transcript has a single exon. Gene Ontology annotation, cellular component: chloroplast thylakoid lumen. The record is from RefSeq and is a predicted model, not a curated record. Bases 1 to 1149 code for a protein of 382 amino acids. Gene Ontology annotation, molecular function: peptidyl-prolyl cis-trans isomerase activity; protein binding. Lineage: Eukaryota; Viridiplantae; Chlorophyta; Mamiellophyceae; Mamiellales; Bathycoccaceae.